Messenger RNA from Meira miltonrushii, 1353 nucleotides. RefSeq names its product E set domain-containing protein. The annotation marks the transcript as partial. The record is from RefSeq and is a predicted model, not a curated record. Gene Ontology annotation, cellular component: cytoplasm. The transcript has 2 exons. NCBI's taxonomy places the organism in Eukaryota, Fungi, Basidiomycota, Exobasidiomycetes, Exobasidiales, Brachybasidiaceae. Gene Ontology annotation, biological process: protein transport.
AUGCGACAAGCAAGUGCACCUGCAGGUUUACAUAAAUUGGAAGAUGAAACAACUGUUCGUCGUCAAAAUGCAACACAACUUGAUCGUCACGGUACACUGAUCUCUUCUGCCAGUAAUCCCGCACGAAGGUCAAAAGAUCUCAAUAGACUUUUGGGUAAUCAUAGCGGAAAGCUAUCAUCUUCAGCAAGUAGCGAUGCAGGCUCUUCUCUGUCUUCUGCUUCUGCUAUGAGCAAACGUAGCAACACAAGCAAUUCAAUCAUGCCCCAAGCUGUUUUAGAACAAGGAAAGUCUGGAAAAAGCAGAGUGGACGUAGACUUGAUCCUGGAGAGCGAAUUGGUUGUUGAAGGUGGUAUGCUGACGGGUAGAUUGGAAGUCAAAGUACGCAAGAACAACACAAAAGACGGUCAUUUGAUGUUAAGUCAACCAAAAGUUCGCGUUGUCGGAUUUGAAGAAUUGGUAAAUGAUGAUACCCGUCAUAUCUUUUACCAUUAUGCAACCGUGAUUGAUGGAUAUAAUCGACAACCUUUGGCUUGCUUUGCUUCUCAACCUGAUUCUGAAGGAUACUCUGUUGCCAAAGAAGGUCAACAUUCCAUUCCUUUUGCUUUGGAAUUGCCUGUAGGAAAAGGUGCAAAGGGUACAUACCGUGGAAAGCAUGCAGUUGUACGGUACAUCGUGAUCGGUUCCGUGAAGUUGAAGAGCGAAAACGGAUCAAACCGCUCAAUCGCACACUUUUAUCGUCAUAUCGAUCUUUACCCUUACCUCAACCCCGCAAUCGUUUUGGCAGGUUCUGGCAAACCAGUUCAAGCCAGAGGAAGCAAAGGUCUGUUCUUGGGAGGAUCCGGUAAGGUACACUUGAUUGCAUCUUUGCAUCGAAGCUCAUGGGUCGCAGGGCAACGUCUGUACGUGCACUUACGCAUCGAUAACGAGACCAGCAAGAGAGUCAAAAGUUUAACUAUGACUUUGAUACGUACAGUGAUCUUGUACAGACCAAGACCGGAGUUUGACAUGGCACUCUCUGCACCGGAUGAUCCAAGUGAGACAUACAUUGAUCCUGAUGCAUGUACAACAUCCACAAGUCGCAAGAAGAUCUGCGAAGACGUGUUGGAAAUGGGUCAAAAGGGAGCAAAAGGUACCGUCACUGCACGAGGUUGGUGGACCGGUGUAGAAGCAGGAGAGGCUGUUGAACUUUCUCACAAUAUGAAAUUACCAGUUGAUGCAUUAACGAUCACACGUGGUAGACAUGUUGAAGUCUCUUACUCUCUCAAGAUAUCCGUUGGAAGCUCUCUGUCUUCUGAUGUUUCAGUCGAGCUACCCGUUCGAAUCGUCAACUUUGUCUCGCUCGACCCACCUCCA